Schizophyllum commune H4-8 is the source of this 497-nucleotide messenger RNA. RefSeq lists its product as uncharacterized. The transcript has a single exon. The coding region runs from base 1 to 462 and encodes 153 amino acids. The record is from RefSeq and is a predicted model, not a curated record. NCBI's taxonomy places the organism in Eukaryota, Fungi, Basidiomycota, Agaricomycetes, Agaricales, Schizophyllaceae.
AUGCUCGACAGAUUUCUUGAUGCUCGCAUCAACGAGCGGCUCGCGGGCGUGACGGGCUCGUUUGGACCAUCAAAGGAUAUCUCUCACACAAUACAAACGCAUGGCUCGACAAAACAUGCGGUAGUGCGUGUAACUCUGGCACAAGAAUCAUCUGGAGGCCGAGCUUCGCAAUUCAGGCUGCAAGUGGUAACCCCGUUCUAUGUCUCCCUUGCCACCCACAAGAGCCUUCGCGCCCUGUACCUGCGCCUGCGCACGACCUUAUACGACUUGAAAAUGGCCGACGGUGAACUUUCUCCAGUCUUCGCUCUCGCCUCGGCUGCCGGGAUACUGCGUCGCCCCUGCGACUGUUCAGUCCCGUUCGCCAGCCGCGAAGCCGCAUCACGCACACGAUUGGAUCCACCGUACAACGGGCUGAUAACGGACAGCGGCUCGACUUUGCUUCCUUCACGCAGCCUACGCUGACAUCAAUGCCGAAACGCCAUCCACCUCGAGCGCCU